Messenger RNA from Botrytis cinerea B05.10, 1611 nucleotides. RefSeq lists its product as hypothetical. Bases 238 to 1458 code for a protein of 406 amino acids. The record is from RefSeq and is a predicted model, not a curated record. Gene Ontology annotation, molecular function: FAD binding. Gene Ontology annotation, biological process: secondary metabolite biosynthetic process. The transcript has a single exon. Lineage: Eukaryota; Fungi; Ascomycota; Leotiomycetes; Helotiales; Sclerotiniaceae.
GGAUUUAAUCUGGCAGUGCAUGAUUCGGUGAAUGAAUAUCAUACCAUUGAAUGGUCAUAUUGUGAGCCGACGGAUCACCAACAGAUUGAAAGAAGAUAUAUAUCAAGUGAAUAUCCUUCAUUCCAAAGGUAUCAUAUUGUCCACACAGCUUUCAUUUAAAGAUCAAUAACCUCAAAAACCACGCAACUAACUCACUUCAAAGACUUUACCAACAUUCUCUGCAUCCCGCCAAUCAAAAUGUCUGCACCAUCCUCUAAAGAAGUCGCCAUCAUCGGAUCAGGAUUAUCCGGUUUGACUCUCGCUCUCGCCCUCCAACAAAACAAUAUACAAUGUCGUGUUUACGAAAGUCGACCGGCACCUUUGAAUAUCGGAGGUGCCGUCAUGCUUUCUCCAAAUGCUCUCAAAAUUUUGAAAGCCCUCAACGUCUAUGAUAGACUUCGUCACAAGGGUUACAAUUUUGAUAACCUCGAGUAUCGCACCGCCGGAGAUGGGAAAUUGGUAGAGAUUCAAGAAUUUGGUUCCGAGGAGAAAUAUGGUUUCCCAGCGCUUCGAAUCUACAGACACAUUCUCAUUACUGAAUUACUUGAAAUGUUCAAGGAACAAGAUAUCCCCAUUACUUUUGGCAAGAAAUUCUCACACAUCACUUCGGAAACCGACAAACAGGUUGAAUGGGAAUUCACUGAUGGUACGACUGGUACUGCGCCUCUUCUCAUUGGAGCUGAUGGUAUUCAUUCUACUGUUCGUCGCUAUCUCUAUCCUGAUUUGGAGACCAAGUUCACGGGAAUGGUUGGAAUCACAGCAGCUGUACCAACAUCUCAAUUACAACUUCCGGAGGGAUAUCAUAUUCCUGUCACUAUAAUGUCCCCAAAGGGUGCAUUUGUGAUUGCUCCUCAGCAGGAAGAUGGAUCCGAAGUAUUGAUUGGAAAACAAUUACGCAUUGAAGAGAAAGAUAGAGCCGGAUGGAAUGAUCUGUCUAGCAACAAGGAAGAAAGUGUAAAAUUCUUGCAAAGCAACAAUGAUCUAUUCCCAGAGAUCGUCCACAACGCUGUUUCUAAGAUUUCCCACGACAAGAUUAAUGUUUGGCCAUUCUAUAUCGUUCCAAAACUCGAUAACUGGGUAUCUGAGAAUCGACGUGUGGUUAUUCUUGGCGAUGCGGCUCAUGCAAUUCCUCCCUCUGCAGGCCAAGGUAUCAACCAAGCAUUUGAAGACGUUUAUAUCUUUGCAUUGCUACUUGCAAAGUCGGACAAGGGAGAUACCCAGAAUGCACUUUCAUUCUGGCAAGAAUAUCGACAAAAGAGAGUUGGCAAGGUUUUGGAAUUGAAUCAACAAAUUGAUUUGAGACGUUUGCCGGGAAAUUCGGCAGACCAGAAGAGAGAGCCAUUUGAGUUGAGCUGGUUGUACAGUGCGGACUUCGAGGCAGAUGUACAAGAGUGGGUUGAUCAACAAGGACGGCAUUGAAUUGAGUAGGUAGAUGUUUUCGGUAAAUGCCGGAGAGGAGAGAGAAAGGGUUUAUUUGAAAGGGAUGGGAUGGAUUUUGGCUCAAUGUGGCAGCAUGGGAUCUUUGAGGCGUUUCUUGAGGCUGUGAAUUAAAUAUUGGUAGAUGGAAUGACA